Molecule: messenger RNA, 7218 nt
Organism: Oreochromis aureus
Lineage: Eukaryota; Metazoa; Chordata; Actinopteri; Cichliformes; Cichlidae
Gene: man2a2
Product: mannosidase, alpha, class 2A, member 2
Exons: 23
Coding region: 973-4431 (1152 amino acids)
Biological process (GO): mannose metabolic process; N-glycan processing; protein deglycosylation
Cellular component (GO): Golgi membrane
Molecular function (GO): alpha-mannosidase activity; carbohydrate binding
Source: RefSeq, a predicted model, not a curated record
CAGCUGCUCAGCGGCGCUAGCUGCUAAGCUAGUUCAGGUAAUCUGUCAGCCUGCAGCUAAAUCCACGUACACUGCUGGGCUUUACACUCUUCCGGAAUACUCUCCUUUCAUGGCUGAAGAAGACCCUCUAAUGUGAUUUCAACUUGGCGCUUGUGAUCAAGGACAGACUUGCUGUCCAUGCUGCCACAGUGGAUAUGCAGUGACUCUGCUGCUGAGAGAGGAAUGACAUUUGUCUCAUUGUAAUUCCUGGAGCUGCUUUGGGAACAGUUUGGGCUUGAUUAAAAAAAACAAAAACAAAAAAAACAGAAAAAAACAAAGUUGCUGCUCAGAGCCAAGUUGGUCUUUUUUUCCACAGCCUGCUCUUUUACACUUUCACUGCCUAGUGUGCAAACUGUUAUGGCCCUUGGGGCCAACUGAGAAAAAGGGGACUCUAACUGUAGUGGAUUAGACUCUGCCGUGGAAAAGGGACUGGACCAAGAGAGCAGGCCCACAGCAACACGCAUCAUGCUGUGGGUACACUAGGUUCCCUGUCUGAGCCGCUUCUGCGUAUCACUUUUUUUUUUUUCUCUUUUCCUGCAAUCUCAUUGAUUUGGAUGGUUGAGCACAAGGGCCACUUUGAAGGAGACCACCGGUGGCUGUGGUUUGGCCAGAGCUGUCAGACUUCUUGCCAGCUAUUACUAAUUUAGUACCCUUGUCCACUGCUACUGCUGCUGUAACCUCUUCACUGUGGUCUCCAGCAUGGUGAGUGGAGGCUGGAGGCAUCACAGGAGUGGAACUGAACCAUUAAUACUGGUCUAGUUGGUUAUUUUCCAACCUUUUUUUUUUUUUCUUCCUUAUCUUUUCUAUUGUAAAUGAUUGCAUUCCAAUUUUCUGGACCUUUUCCUCUGUACUGAAAAAAACUAAACUUCAGUCAAGGUCAUUUUUUUUUUUUUUUUAAUUGAAAGCCUGGAAAGAAUAUUGCUUCAGAGGAGGAUGAAGCUGAGGAAACAGGUGACGGUGUGUGGAGGGGCCAUAUUCUGUGUGGCUGUGUUCUCACUUUAUCUGAUGUUGGAUCGCGUCCAACAUGACCCUGCACGGCGACAGAGCGGCGGGAACUUUCCACGGAGCCAAAUUUCAGUCCUGCAGAACAGGAUUGAGCAGCUGGAGCAGCUCCUGGAGGAAAACCAUCAAAUCAUCAGCCACAUAAAGGAUUCUGUGAUGGAGCUCACAGACACAGGAGCUGUCUCUCCCAGUGGCCACCUGCCAUUCAGAAGUGCCAACGGUUCCUGGGUCCUACCCUUCGAUGGUCGUCCCACUUUCCUUGCUGUUAAGCCGCAGGAUUGUCAGUUUGCUGUAGGCAACAGAGAUCAACCAGACGUCCAGAUGCUGGAUGUGUACUCCCUCCUCAAAUUUGACAACCCUGAUGGUGGUGUGUGGAAGCAGGGCUUUGACAUCACUUAUGAACCUAAUGAGUGGGAUAACGAACCACUGCAAGUAUUUGUGGUCCCUCACUCACACAACGAUCCAGGUUGGGUCAAGACUUUUGACAAGUAUUUCACAGACCAGACGCAACAUAUUUUAAACAACAUGGUGGUGAAGCUGGCUGAGGAUCCUCGCAGGAAGUUCAUCUGGUCUGAGAUUUCAUUCUUCUCCAAGUGGUGGGAGACUGCAGAUGUACACAAACAGGAGGCAAUGCGCAAACUGAUCCUCGGAGGACAGCUAGAGAUCGUGACAGGAGGCUGGGUGAUGACGGAUGAAGCCAAUGCUCACUACUUUGCCAUGAUAGACCAGCUCAUUGAAGGGCAUCAGUGGCUGGAGAGUAAUCUAGGUAUAACUCCUCGCAGCGGGUGGGCUGUAGACCCGUUUGGUCACAGUGCUACUAUGCCCUAUCUACUGAAGAGGGCCAACCUGACCAGCAUGCUCAUCCAGAGGAUCCACUACUCCAUUAAAAAACAUUUUGCCUCCACCCGAAAUCUGGAGUUUAUGUGGAGGCAGGCCUGGGACAUGGGGUCAAACACAGACAUGUUUUGCCACAUGAUGCCCUUUUAUAGCUACGAUGUACCUCACACCUGUGGACCUGAUCCAAAGAUCUGCUGCCAGUUUGACUUCAAGAGGUUACCAGGCGGAAGGAUAAACUGUCCCUGGAAAGUGCCACCAAAAACUAUUGUGGAAGCCAACGUAGCAGAGAGGGCACAGCUGCUCCUGGAUCAGUACCGUAAAAAAUCGAAACUGUACCGCAGUAAGGUGCUCCUUGUUCCUCUGGGGGAUGACUUCCGCUACGAUAAAGCCCUUGAGUGGGAUCAGCAGUAUAUCAACUACCAGAAGCUGUUUGACUACAUGAAUUCUCACCCUGAGAUGCAUGUACAAGCACAAUUUGGGACUCUCACCGACUACUUCAACGCCGUAUACAAAACAAACGGCGUGGCCCAGGGAUCCAGGCCGGCAGGCUACCCGGUGCUCAGUGGAGAUUUCUUUGCCUACGCAGACCGUGAAGACCACUACUGGACUGGCUAUUUUACCUCCCGACCCUUUUACAAGAGUAUGGACCGCAUCAUAGAGUCCCAUCUCAGGGGGGCAGAGAUCCUCUACAGCCUGGCAGUCGCAAAUGCUAGGCAUGCGGGCAUGGAAGGGCGUUACCCGGUUUCGGAUUAUUCCCUGCUAGUGGAUGCCAGGCGCUCGGUCGGCCUCUUCCAGCAUCACGACGCCAUAACUGGCACAGCAAAAGAAAAUGUUGUCAUCGACUACGGCACCAAAUUACUGCGGUCACUUAUUGGUCUGAAGAGAGUGAUCAUUAAUGCUGCUCAUUUCCUGGUGAUGAAGAACAAAGAGUUUUAUCGCUUUUACCAGACGGAGCCUUUUCUGGAGACGGAUGACAGGCGUGCUACUCAAGACUCUAUGCCUCAGCGCACUUUAAUCGAGCUGGACCCUGCAGGACCAAGGUACCUGGUUAUGUUCAACCCAGUUGAGCGAGAGAGGCUAUGCGCGGUGACCGUGUUGGUUAACACAGUCAGGGUUCGGGUGCUUACUGAGGAUGGACAGACGCUUCCAGUACAGCUGAGUGCUCAGUGGAGCUCUGCGAGUCAGAUGAGUGCAGAGGUGUUUGAGGCGACAUUCAUGGUUCGUCUGCCGCCUCUCGCUCUGGCUGUUUUCCAUCUGUAUGACUCUCCGGACUCGCCCAUGACACUACGUUCGGACACUCUGCUCAGGCUAUCCGGUCGGGGUGUUGCCGCCCGAGCUGUGGACCCGCUUCCUGUCCGCUCUCAGCAAGCCGACUCUCAGACCUUCUACAUCAGCAGUCAGUCUCUAACGCUAGGCUUCUCCGGAACCACCGGGCUGCUGGAGAGUAUCAAACGCAAGGAUGAUCCUCAGGAAGUGAAGGUUCAGAUGCAGUUCAUGGUGUACGGCACUCGUCCCUCUAAAGACAAGAGUGGCGCUUACCUCUUUCUGCCAGAUGGAAAAGCAAAGCCUUACCACCAGAAAGAGCCACCUGUGGUGCGAGUUGUUGAGGGGCCUCUUUUCUCUGAGGUGGUGGCACACUACCAGCACUUUCAACAAACCAUCCGCAUCUACAAUGUGCCAGGGGUGGAUGGUUUAUCAAUAGACAUCACCACCAUGGUGGACAUUAGAGAUCAGACCAAUAAGGAGCUGGCCAUGAGACUGGUCACUGACAUCCAGAGUGGAGAGGUCUUCUACACAGACCUCAAUGGCUUCCAGAUGCAGCCUCGCCGACACUACCUGAAGCUGCCCUUGCAAGCCAACUUCUAUCCUAUGCCCAGCCAGGCGUACAUCCAGGAUGGCAACUACCGCCUCACGCUGCACACGGCUCAGGCUCUGGGUGUCAGCAGCCUGGAGAGUGGCCAGCUCGAAGUGAUUAUGGACCGACGACUGAUGCAGGAUGAUAAUCGUGGGCUGGGUCAGGGCUUGAAAGACAACAAGAAGACGGCCAAUCGUUUCCGGCUGCUGCUGGAGAGGAGAUCCGCCAGUAACAAGAUGACUGACAGUGCAACAACCAGCUUCCCAUCUGUACUCAGUCACAUGACCAACGCCAUGCUGAACCAUGAGGUGCUGGCCUUGCCUGUUCUGCCCAAAAGACGCGGCAUCCCUCCUCUGCAAACCUUUGCUCCCCUCAAGUCCAUCCUCCCCUGCGACCUCCACCUGGUGAACCUCCGCAGCAUCCAGAGCCAGCAGGACCCCCAGUCUCCCUCUCCAUACACCGCUUUGAUUCUUCACCGUCUCGCGCUGGACUGCGGCUUCGAGGCUCAGAACCUCGGAUUCAACUGCACCACCACUCAGGGACAGCUGAGUGUGUCGGCUCUGUUCAAGAACCUGGACCUACAGCUGCUUCAGCCCAUGUCACUAACUUUGAUGCACUCCGGCACGCCUCUGGCCAACAACACCACCAUUACCCUCGAUCCCAUGGAGAUCUCUGCCUUCAAGCUCAAGCUGCGAUAAGAACAGUGCUGAUCGAAAGAAACCCUCUAAGACUCCUCGGACCAACAACCAGCUCCCACGCUGAGCGUGGGCUGGCAAUGGAGGGGUCUGGGUCUCUCUGUUUUUUGGUUUUGUUUUGUUGUUUUUUUAAAGUAGAACCACAAACACUACAGCAUGGAGAGGUAGGGUCCACUGUAACAGGACUGACUGCACAGCAGGGGGCAGCCGACAGCCGUUACUGCAGACGACUCAAAGAGCAGCAGAACCCGGGUGAACUUUUAGCUGUUCCAAAAUGACAAAGACGGCCAGAAUCACUCAUCAGAUUCAGCCGGGUGUCUGUUCAGUGUCUGUGGUCAAAAAAUGAAGGGUUCUCCUUUACAAGGAGUUUCUUUUUUUAUCUCUGCUCCAUCCUGCACUGAACUACUGAAUGUAAAUAUUCAAAAUGACAACAAAAAAAAGAGCCCGGGACACGUGCCACAUCAGAGUGCAAUUUGCAAAGCUUUAUUUAGAAAAUGGGUUCUUAAUUUUUUUUCCCCCCACGUAUGCAGACAGUGUUUUGAUUUUGAACCCUUAGGUUGACUGACAUUUUUUUCCCUUGUUUUUGACAGUCUCAGUUGCAGCAAAGAGAAUGUGAGGUCUUUUUUUUUCUCAACUCACCAGGAGACAGAAGCUGCGAAUCCUUACGCUGCCCGAUUCCCACUUUGGUCACUAUGUGAUAACCGUGUGAUCAUUAAUCAUACUGGGUGACUGUUUACCUGUCCACUGUUUCCCCUUGUAGAUAGGAGACUUUCUUUUUCCUCUUCCUGAGCUUCCUCUUCGCGGAUGAAAAAUGUGUGGAAAGACUGAAUUUCAAGCUCCUGUUGGUCGUUCCUGUGCUCGUACUUCACUGUUGAGAGUUUGGGCUUUAUGUACCAUACUGUAUGCAGUAGAAGAUUAGACAAAGACUAUACCUCAUAUAUACCAUGCAGCAGAUAUAUUGGUACCUGUGUGUCUGUGGAGUAUGUUUAUGUGAAUAUAUGAAGGUUUUGAUUUUUUUCUCUUUUAAAUGGGAGCGUUUUCGAGGUGUACACUUUCAGGGACCAUCCAUAAUACUGUUGGUUAUCAUUAAUUAAUGUGGGUGUCUGUCAAGCAGUGCCUCAUUUCAUUGAAGGAAAAUGAUUCACAUUGUCGGGAAAUAUCACAAAUUGAGUGGUCAGUUCAUCCAAAUUAUAAAAGCAAAUACUUUUAUUUUUUUAUACUUCUAGUGGUGUGCAAACUGUUGAAGGAUGUUCUUUUGAUUUGCACCUUAUAUGAAGAAAAAAAAAUACAACCCCAAACGAUCAAUCAACUGAGGCUUUGGGGGUUUAAUAAUAUGUGGCCAUGCAGGUUGUUUUGAAAAAUCUGUUCAGGGCUUCUAUGAAGUUACUUUCAUUAUGGCAAGGCUGUUAAACUAUCAUCACCAUUUCCAGAGCCCAAGGUGACUCAGUUUUAUUGCACUUUUUGUUUUGUGUAAUGCUCUGUCCAGAUUCCCAGAAAUAUUAUGUUCAUUAAGACUUCGAACUGUAGCAGAUAGUGACAUUUUAAAAAGCUAAGUAGAAAAGAAUGUUUCUCAAUUUUAUUUUAUUUUGUUUCGUCUAAUCAUGGAUGGCACAGUGACUAUUACGCUCCAAAAUGUCGCUCAGAUUUCUGCCACACCACCCCAUUACAGCUAUUUUAAUUUGAUUUUUUAUUUUUUCCCCCAUUGACUGCUGCUUUAAAAUUGCUGCUGCAAUCUUGCCGCAGCAACAAAAGAGGACGGCUGAUUUAGAGUAUGAAUGCAAGACCUCCGCUGCAAAACACUAAAACUAAAUUGUGGAUCGAGGCUCGGGAACACCCCCGAAAACAAAGGGGGGAAAACAUUUGCUUUGUUAUGUUAUGAUUGCUCGGUUUGGUUUCUUUUGGAGCAUUAUUUCCUAAAAACUUGUCAGUAUACUGAGCAGAAAACAGGAAGCCAUAAACAUGUAGCAUAUGUUGUAUUAAAAUGGGUCUGGGAGCAGAAUUUCAUUGACAUUUAAGAAAGAGAUCUCCAAAGCUCGACUCUUAAUACAAACACUGCCUGCAUAGCUACGUACUACUGAAGUCCAGUUAUGCUUUUGGUCUAAUUUGGGUGAACUGAUCCCCCUCCAAUCCCAAAAACAUCAAGUCUGAUUCUUCAGAUGAGCUGCACUUCUUUGUAUUUGAUCUCCACAGUGUUUCUUACCCCAAGGCUGUCUCCAGGCAAUCAGCCUUUCCUACCCUUAUCUGCUCUUUCACAGCAUCCAUAGAUGAUGAUGUCAUCAGUGUCCAAAGCUUAGGACAGACAUCUCGUAGCCCCCCACCUGUGUCUUAGCCUCACCAUGUCGCGUCACUUUACCCCGUCUCCAUAUUCACUUUUCUUUUUCCUUCACGGGAGGUCUGCUGCUUUUUGCUGCUCUCCUCUGACCUGACGUCUGGCCCGCCACAAUUCAAUACUUUCUGCUCUGGCUCUCACGGUGAGCGGCGCAGAACCCUUCUCUCCCCUCCAGCUGUGGUUAACAUUUCUGUCAGAGCAGAUUUCACUUCAUCUUGCAUCGCACUUUCUCCCCGGUGUCUUAUAACCUUGUCAUAAACUUCUCCCCUGCUGUUUCGAUGUGCGUCUGACUUUCUGUGUAAAUGUCUUUUUCUUUUUUCUCUCCUCUCUUGUAGCACUGUUUUUGUUUGUUCAGAGGUAAUAUAUGAAAGUCUCUACUUGCAUUUGUUAUUCACGGGGGAUUAACGCUGCAGAAGAACACAAAGAGAUGGGACGCGAAUAAAGAUGAAAACACAAAGUUA